AUGACCUCGUCUCGGUCUACUCUCAGCACUACACCCAAGAGAAAACACCAGCGACAGGAUUCGGAAAAUCCCGAAAAUCUUCACAAUGUGACCGCAACCAAGAAGCGUCGUCCAGGUCGCCCACUCCUCUCCUUCGCCCAACUCGCGGCCCGCAGAGCAGCGCGCAAAUCCGCGCGCCGCUCAAGACGCAACUGGAAAUUGUCCCAAUUAGCCUCACCACCGUCUGCCGCCAUCCAAUCCAAACGUCGUAAUGGAUCAUCUGCGCUCGAACGACUACCUGUCGAACUUUUGGAGCGGAUUUUUCUCUACGCGCUAGAUCCGAACUUUUGUCGCGCGUCACCGUUUCUGGCUUCUGCCGUGUCGAGUGAGCGGAUUUAUCGGACUUUGAUUCGACUUGCGUUUUUUAAAGAUGAUGAUGGUUCGAAGAUAUCUGGCGACGCGCGAGAACGGAUAGCGGAGGCAUUGAAACCGGCGGAUUAUGAGGCCAUGCCCCUGGACGAAGACGAUCGCGUCAAGUUGCAGUCUACCAUUCUGAGAUGCAGAUGGUGCACCGGACGGCGCAUCCUGGCCCAGCUUCCAGCGUUGAUGCGGAUGAAAAUUCAAAAAUAUGUGAUCGGCGCUGGUAUCGUUCUUUCGGACCCAAAGGAACAACCACAGCUUGAUAUGCUGAGCGUACAAGGCAGAUUUGCUGAUGAUAAAUCUCGCACAUAUAAGCUAUACAUCCUCAAAGGUACUGCACCGGAUGGCGGAGAGUGCGCCAUAAUCGUCGACCCUCUCGUAACUCUUAAUAUCCGUUGGACAGAAAAGGAUAUCUCAUGGAGUCAUCGAGUGAUGGAUAUACGAGUCCUACCAGACUAUCUACUACGUGGACGUCGUACAGAAGAUGACAUCGACCUUUUGGAAAUUUUCCGUCAGGAAUACGGCUUGGAUGGUACGGGUCACGACGUUCACUUCUCCAAGGGUGCUCUGGAGUCUGGAAUACGAACCGCGAUUACCAUUCGGGAUAUGCGCGCUCUCAAUUCGCUUCUCAAGGUUCACGAAUUUUUCUUCCGGCAGCGAUGGGAAACAGAUCCUCCUCUAGGAUGCGCUAAUCAACGUCCCGGUCAACGAUAUACCCUUCCCGAAGAAUUUUUCUUCCAGGCCAUUCGACUGCCGAUGCCGGAUGCAAUGCAUAUCUUCACGAGACUUUUCCGCUGCAAUGCAGAGAGCAUACCUCCUAAUUCCUCCGAGUUGACUCAGUGGGCUAUGGAUUUGGGAUAUGGCAGUCACCGCGACAACGAAAAGAUGACCGUUGACGAUCAUGACCUGGCACAAGGAUUAGGGUCGUUUUUAUUGGACUUUAUGACCGAACUGCCCGGGUAUGAUGAUGAAGGACGCAGAAUCGCCCCGGACGAAGAGCUAUUCCGAUAUGGCAUGAUCAAUAAUUUCCAUGCAUUCUACACACACAUAAUUGGAGAGAAGUACGGCCCGAUUGCUAAAUGGGCUUAUGUGGUGGAGGAAACUUCCGAAGCUGUGGUGGAUCAUUAUUCAUUUGACGCCUUUCAGAUUUGGCGUGUGUAUGUGGAUAAUGAACUGAAUACAUAG
Talaromyces stipitatus ATCC 10500 is the source of this 1584-nucleotide messenger RNA. RefSeq lists its product as uncharacterized. Bases 1 to 1584 code for a protein of 527 amino acids. Lineage: Eukaryota; Fungi; Ascomycota; Eurotiomycetes; Eurotiales; Trichocomaceae. The record is from RefSeq and is a predicted model, not a curated record. The transcript is spliced from 2 exons.